UGCACAACAAAGGCUGCUUGGAGUCCGCAUGCAUGCUCGCUCGCUCUAGUUUAGAUCCCUCAAUAUGGAUAUAAUGCAUGCAUGUACGCUAUUGGGCACAAUGGUCAGUGGGAACAUUGUCUAAAAUGAUUCAAUUGAUUAUUGCAAAUUGUUAGUUAGUAGCUAGACAUUUGUAUAAACGUGUCAUGCGAAUAGCUAAAUUAUAAUCAUCCACUGUCGUUCAAAUUAUUAUAAGUAAUUUGCAAGUAUAACUGACACUGUUUGGUUCGCAUUCUUCACCGGCAUACGUUUCAGAUAGACAGGUUAUAUUUUCCACGAAUGGCCCUGCAUGACUGACUAAUGACAGUAACCAAAUUAUUGUACGCACUAUAAAUAUAGUUUCAGAGUAACUAGUUACAAUGUGAAAGUUUAAACUAUUUCUGUUUGUAUGAUCCAACUAACUUAUUAUGGAUAGGCAGAAUUGUGCGUAGUUUAUUUAGCUUCGCCGCAAUGGCUUAUGGGUGCAGCCAGCUCGAGCGAAACAGCAGGUUCUAGGUGUUCGGUUCAGAGGCGCUGCAGAAGAAGUAUACGCGGCACAAUGAGUCUGAACGAGCAUUCAUUGCAAGCACUGUCUUGGAGGAAGCUUUACUUGAGUCGAGCAAAACUGAAGGCUUCCAGUCGAACGUCUGCUCUACUAUCUGGGUUCGCUAUGGUAGCAAUGGUGGAGGUUCAGUUGGACACAACCUAUCCUUACCCACCUGGUCUCCUCAUUGCAUUCAGUGCCUGCACCACUGUGUUGGUGGCCGUUCACCUUUUUGCCCUGAUGGUUAGUACCUGCAUCCUGCCUAACAUUGAGGCAGUCAGCAACGUUCACAACCUCAACUCAGUGAAGGAGUCUCCACAUGAGAGAAUGCACCACCACAUCGAGCUGGCCUGGGCCUUCUCUACAGUCAUUGGCACCCUGCUCUUCCUGGCUGAGGUUGUACUCCUCUGCUGGGUCAAAUUUCUACCCAUUAGGCCUAAGAACCACAACCCCAACAAUGGGACCAUAUCUGCAGGUGUGGCUGCUGCCAUCACCUCCACCUCUAUCAUGGUGCCUUUUGGCCUGAUAUUUAUAGUAUUUGCUGUACAUUUCUACCGUUCCCUUGUCAGCCACAAGACAGACAGGCAGUUCCAGGAGCUGGAGGAGCUAUCCAACCUGACCAGGCUGCAGAAUGAGCUGGACGGCAGAGGGGAGUCCCUCAUGCAAUCCCCCAUCUCUCAAUUCCCUUAAAGACUGACCACUCUGACAAGAUAGAUAUCUCUACCACGACAAUACUUUUGCCAUUAGUUUGACAUUUCUAUUAAAAACACAACAUAAUUUAUAUGAAAGUGUUGUGCAACUCACUGUUUGAAAUGUUCACAUUUCUAGAUUUUUUAAACUUGCAUAUAACUGUAAAACUAUGCCACUUAACGCAUGUACACAUUUUCAACAGAAAAAAACACCACUGUCUUAACUGGCACUUGGAGCAUUGUAUUGUGGACAGUUUAAAAAAAAAAAUUUUUUAAAUGUACCUUGCAGGUAAUAAUGCAUGGGGCUGAAGAGGGCUCUCAUUAACAAUCUAUUGUGACAAGGUGGCUUGCUUUAUUGUUACAAGCACCACUGAAGGUCUUAUGGUGUUUUCAAGACAACUCUGAACCUCGCAAGUUAAAAUUUGCGUAGAGCUUCCUAUUGGACGAUUCUGAUAUUUUCGAAGUGGGAAACCCAUUCCUCAUCUUUCUACAAUGAGUUUCCAAGCAGGAAAUGUUAGUUCUGAGUUGUCUUGAAUGUGGCAUUACUUCUGUAAGAGGUGAAUAUGUUCUGUAUUCAACCUAAUGUUCUGAUUUUUACUUUUUAGAGUUAACGUUUGAUAUUAAAUGUAAUCGGCCUCAAGUUAUUUGUAGUCCAAAUGUUACUGCAUAAACUCACAACAGUUUACUACUAUGUAAACAAUUUGUUAUUGAAAUAAACAUUUUGUACCAUG
Molecule: messenger RNA, 1982 nt
Organism: Oncorhynchus nerka (sockeye salmon)
Lineage: Eukaryota; Metazoa; Chordata; Actinopteri; Salmoniformes; Salmonidae
Product: calcium release-activated calcium channel protein 1-like
Exons: 3
Coding region: 497-1252 (251 amino acids)
Biological process (GO): store-operated calcium entry
Cellular component (GO): membrane
Molecular function (GO): store-operated calcium channel activity
Source: RefSeq, a predicted model, not a curated record